AUGACGAAUUAUGAAAAUGUUGUUAAAUUGUUGCAGAAUCGAUCUUAUGGUGGUGUUAAAUCAAGGACUUGUUCACGCCAGACCAAAGUUGCUCUCGAUCUCAGUAUUCUAAAACAUUUAGUGAGUAACAAGAGCAAACGAGAAUACACAGAGAUCACAAGAAUAUCUACACAAGGACUAGUACACUACUCGAACGGGAAAUUAUUUGUAAAAAAUUCAGUGACAAAGAAAAUAGACUGCUACUCUGUCAUCAACGAUGUGCACAUUAUUAGAAAACUCUGGUCAAUUCCAGCAAUACCAAGGUGGGAAGAUCAGGCUAUCAUAAGAGAC
Messenger RNA from Eurytemora carolleeae, 330 nucleotides. RefSeq lists its product as uncharacterized. The record is from RefSeq and is a predicted model, not a curated record. Lineage: Eukaryota; Metazoa; Arthropoda; Copepoda; Calanoida; Temoridae.